This is a messenger RNA of Caenorhabditis angaria, 593 nucleotides long. NCBI's taxonomy places the organism in Eukaryota, Metazoa, Nematoda, Chromadorea, Rhabditida, Rhabditidae. The record is from the annotation of a GenBank genome assembly.
AUGGCACGCUAUUGGCCUAGAAAUCCAAUUGCGCCAAAUAACGACCCUUUGCUGGAAUAUCAAGUGGUUAGUUUUGCUGGGUUUUCAUAGAAAGAUUAUUUUAUGAACAUUCCCUACUUGUGUUAUUCUGAAUGCUUUAAAAAGAAAAAAAAAUGUCAUUUUCCUUUAUAAAAUAUUCAAUACAUCAAAAUUUCUGUAAUUAUUCUAAAAACGAAAAAGUUCAGUUUAACAAAUAACCUAGAAUUAUCUAAUUUCAGCAAGUCCGAUUACGUUGGAGAGAUGCUGCAAUUGGACUCAUUCGACAAUAUCAAGAAACAGAGUUGUUUGCUAAUCGUCAUAAAAAACGAGUUAUAGACGAACUUGAAACCAUUUUCAAUCGCGUCGUCGCUUUGAAAACAAACCGUGGUUUUUUGGUGAGUUUUUUUCUUAUUUAUUUUAUUCUGAAACUGAAAAUGAAACGUUGAAAAUAUACUGAACUUUGUUUGCAGGACAUUUACAACUAUGUUUUCCACACUUUGCAAUGUAUCAUCAAUCUUUUGGAAAACGAACGUGAGAUCAAAAGAAAAUUAUUGGCAACUCCGCCUGCUGCAUGA